Messenger RNA from Saccoglossus kowalevskii, 1270 nucleotides. RefSeq lists its product as uncharacterized. Lineage: Eukaryota; Metazoa; Hemichordata; Enteropneusta; Harrimaniidae. The record is from RefSeq and is a predicted model, not a curated record.
CGCUACCUGUACAUAAUAGCAGUAUUGAGCGAUUUGAAUAGUGUAUACUGUUUGUUACAUUCCACGCAUUCGCCAUACAGUUGUUUUAUGGAUACGAACUGUGUACCGACAGCUCGACAUAUGUACAUAUCGACAACAACAUAGACAGAUGUCGUGCCACUGAGACAUUAAUUAAGACGACGAUCAAGAUAUAACACCAUGACAACCGUCUUCGUUACCAGUGGAUGACGUCAUACCUGGGACGGCCGACAGGUACUACCAGACGGUAGUUACUUACAAAGAUCAGAAAAUGCUAAACAUCACUACGACAUCAGAUCCUUGCGCGGGAAAUGGCUGCGAUUCUGACCCCACUCUCUCAUCGGAACUGGUGCUUAUUAUAUCAUUAGUGGCAUUUUUCUGUGCCAUCGUAUUCACAAUAGUGAUGAUUUGUUAUGUGAAAAAACAUUGCCGAAAAGAAACUAAAAAUGAAGAACCGACUAAGAACCCAACUGUAAGCGAACCACAAGAUGUCAGUUCGAUAAACCUCAGCACCCCGAAACAACAAACUACUUCUAACUUUUCAUUCAUCAGUAAAGUUAAUUCGGAAGUUAUUUUAGGGAGAACCCCGCGAGCAUCCGAAGACGACAGGCCGCAAUAUGUAUCGAGAUAUGUCAAUAUUGAACCAGAAAACGAUGCCCAAUACGCUGCUACAAAUGCUGCAUUUGUCGAUGACGAACCGGUUGCCAAGAAUGCUGCACUCAACGAUGAUACACCUAAUACGGAGACUGUGAAAAACGAGGACAUGCAAAUUGAUAUGCACAAUUGUGACGAUGAUGACGAUGACCUAAAUGAAUCUGACGUUAUUGAUGACAUCAUGAAUUUGGCAUAUGCUUUGGAACUGCAGGCACAGCGAGGGGAUGGAACAUUUGACCUAUCUGUCCUUUGACCGUUGAAAAAGUGAAAAUGUCUAAAUUGAUCAAAUUUAUUUUUAAUUUGGCGAUAAAUUGUACCAUUAUUUUGUUAUUGGCUUAGACAUGAGUUUUUAAUAAGCUAAAUACCGUUAAUAACAAACAUGUUGGGAAUACUCUAUAAUUGUUUAUAAUUAUGGCGUUACAGAGUACUUAAAUUUCGCUUCAUUAAUUGUUACACUACACUACACCACACUACACUACACUACACUACACUACACUACACAAAACUACACAAAACUACACAAAACUACACAAAACUACACAAAACUACACUACACAAAAUUACACUACCCAAAACUACACUACACCGUGACUACACU